AUGUCAGGGUCCUUUUGGAAGUUUGGACAAGAUUUUGGUUCACAGUCUCCAUUAGCUAAACUGUUGAACAGGGCUUUCAUUAAGAUCGAUGAUAAGCCCACUAGUACGGAAGCAGGGAAAAUUGACUCUAAUAGCACAGAUGAAAGUUUAGAAAGCAAUUCUUUUAAAUCAGAAGACGAAGAAGAAGAAUAUGAGCUGCCUAACAGAGAAGAAGACUACAAAGCUUAUAAGCCAAACCUGUCUCUACUGAAUGAUCUUUUAGAUGAUGAGGAGUUAUAUACAGAACUGAUGUGCUCGAACUUCAAGCUACUAGUGUACUUGAAGUACCCUGAAGUUUUGUCCAAAUUGAUAGAUUAUGUCAGAAAUAGUACCAUACUUGAGUCCAAUAUUGAUAGAGUUACUUCAGAAGACAGAGAUUUAGUACGUGGUGAAGACAAGGACACAACGGAGGACUUUGAGAAUGCUAAAGCAGAUAAGAAAAACAUUGAUGGUACUUUUGAAGAAAAAGAACGUACUCGUAGUGGUGAAGAAGAGGAACUGGAAAAUGAAGAAAAUGAUAGUGCAUCUGAGGAUACUAGAGUCACUCUACCUCAUGAACUAGAGGAACAUGAUGAUACGCGAAGAGCCAGAAUAGCGGCCGAAAUAUUGUCCGCUGACGUGUGGCCCAUAUCAUCUGCUUUGAUUGAAAACGAAGGACUUCUCGCUAAGCUUUGGUCGAUCCUCAGGCUACCUUCUCCAUUGUCAAUUGAAGCGUCAACAUAUUUUAUGAAAAUAAACGAACGCCUCUUGGAUAUGAAUAUGGACGGAAUAAUUGAAUUCAUAUUAAAAAAGGAACACAUUGUUGACGAUUUUUUAGCACAUAUAGAUAAUCCGCCUUUGAUGGAUUUUUUAUUAAAAGUAAUAUCGACCGAUAAGCCAGAAAUAUCAAAUGGAGUUAUACAACUGUUUAAAAAACAGAACUUGGUUCCAAAGUUGAUUCAUUUACUCGAUCCUGUUUUUGAUUCUUGCACACAAUCUGCAGCCGGUGAUUUUCUGAAAGCUCUGGUUACUAUUAGCGGUAACUGUCCUAAUGAGAUUACUUCGAGCAUAGGGCCUAAUGAAUUAACAAGGCAAUUAGUUUCUCCAAAUAUGAUGAAACAACUUAUGGAUAUAAUGCUCAAGGGAGGCAAUUCGUUAAAUAAUGGCGUUGGCAUUAUCAUUGAGCUGAUAAGGAAAAACAAUUCUGAUUAUGAUACCAUACAAACAAAUUAUACUACCAUAGAAUCUCAUCCGCCAACAGAUAGAGACCCAAUUUAUUUAGGAUAUUUGGUUAAAAUGUUUUCUGAACACAUGGCCGAUUUCAACAAAAUACUAACUGAGAAGAAGAUUCCCCUUUUACAGACGUCCUAUGGAACGAUUGAACCGUUGGGAUUUGAAAGGUUUAAGAUCUGUGAACUUAUUGCUGAACUAUUACACUGCUCAAACAUGACUUUAUUGAAUGAACCGAGUGCCUAUGACAUUGUAAGAGAGCGUGAUGCCGAAAGAGAGAGAAUCUUCAAUUCACAAAAUUACGUAGAUUCUAACGAUCGUAGUGAAUUAAAAGAAAAUGAAGACGACAAUACAGGUGAUGCUGAUGAUGAAGUGGAAGAUGAUACAAAUCAGGUAGAAUCCGCUAAUACCUCCAUUGAUGGUGAAGAAGUUAUCGAUAAGUUAAAUUCUUUACAGAUAGAAACCAACAAAGUAAACCAGAACAUGAAUAAUGAAGAGCAACAUAGUUUAAUGCCAGACUUCAACAAUGGUGAUUUUAAGGACGAGGAAGAUGAAAAUCCAUUUGAACCCCAAUAUUCAGACGUCAUUUUGGAUUCUUCUGAUAUAGAAAAAAACUUUCGUGUGUCUCCCAACGUUGGAGAUCAGCUGAAAAUCAGUUUACAAGAUACCAGAGUAAUAGAUACUAUGCUCGAAAUGUUUUUUCACUUCCAGUGGAACAAUUUCCUUCAUAACGUAGUGUACGAUGUUGUUCAGCAGAUUUUUAACGGUCCCCUCAAAAUAGGUUAUAAUAGGUUCCUUUUAGAUGAUCUCCUAAUCAACAUCCGUUUAACUGAUAUGAUUAUUAACGGAAACAAUGAAUGCAUAGAAUAUGAGAAAGGACAUGACACCAGGCUUGGAUAUAUGGGCCAUUUGACCCUAAUUGCGGAAGAAGUCACCAAAUUUACUGCAUAUAUUGAAGAGAUGAACAUCACCUUUGAAAAUACUGAAGUAAUGAGUUCUUUAUUUGAGAGUAAAUGGAUUGCCUAUACGGAGGAUGUUCUAGAGGAUCUAAAGGAGAAAUACAACGCCAUAUUAGGCGAUAUAGCUGAAGAAGGAGACAUGUUGCAAGAUGAAGAAGAGGAUGCUGUAUACGACAAGGGAGAGCGCACUAUGGGUACAGUCGAUGACUACAUUAAUGACAUAAUGCAAAUGGACAAUGUACGGUGUCAAGAGGAGGAAGAGGAUGAAGGAGAAGGGUAUGUCAGCUUUGAUGAAGAUGAACCCCAAGAAUAUCGUAAUGGUGAUUCCGUUAGAAGCAAAGAAUCGAAUUCAUCAGAAGGCAAACGUGACCAAGAGCAGCUUUACUAUGAGUACGUUAACGAAGAUGGUACAAAAACAAGAUUAAACUUCAAUCCUGAUUCUGACGCCACGGAACAAGUUCCAGGUGAAGUGAAUCGCGAUCAUAAGAUACCAUUGAAGCUUAAGCGAAGUUUUACGGAUGCAUGCAAAUCUGAAACAAUACCAAAUAAUACAGUUAAUGCUAAGGAAGAAAGUGUAUUUCAAUUUAGCAAUGAACUUAGUGACGGCUGGGAGUCAUCACCUUCUAAUUCUAUACCCAAGCGUGCUUCUCCAUCAAAAAAUGGCAUGAAUUCACCUAUGUUUCAACACCAGUUUGAACUUCAUAGCCCCACCGAUGAAUUUGGAGGUCAUAAAGACGAAAUAUUAAGCGCGGAAGGCCAUGACUACGACAUAGAUGAAUACGAUGAACUGAGCGAUGACAGUGAUGAAGAGUAUGAUAACUGUGAAGACGAAGACAGUUUGGAUUAUGCUGAUUCCGCCGCAUAUGCAUUGUGUAGAUCCAAAAGUAAGGACAAGAUAUCAUGGGAUGAAGAAGAACAGGCGCGAUUAAUGGGCGUUGUAAAAUUUAAUUCAGAGCAUUACAGGGACUAG
Saccharomyces cerevisiae S288C is the source of this 3177-nucleotide messenger RNA. RefSeq names its product Sap185p (gene SAP185). The coding region runs from base 1 to 3177 and encodes 1058 amino acids. Gene Ontology annotation, molecular function: protein phosphatase binding. The record is from RefSeq and is marked reviewed. Lineage: Eukaryota; Fungi; Ascomycota; Saccharomycetes; Saccharomycetales; Saccharomycetaceae. The transcript has a single exon.